AUCCCGAGCGAGAGAACUAAUUGUUUGUCCGCCCUAUUUUUCUGUGGCUGGCUAUGGCGGCAAUGGCCUCCAUCGCGACAACCUCGAGAAAUCUCGGCGGCGCCUUCGUCAAUCCAUCGUCCACACCUCGGCGGAGGAUCCAUGUCGUGCGGGCGUCCUCGGAGCCUUCCUCCAAGAGCAUCGAGAAUAUGCGCAAAUUCUCGGAGCAGUACGCUAGACGAUCUGGGACUUACUUUUGCGCGGACAAGAGCGUCACUUCUGUGGUGAUCAAGGGUCUAGCGGAGCACAAAGACACCUUGGGAGCUCCGCUGUGUCCUUGCCGGCAUUACGAUGACAAACCCGCGGAAGCGUCACAAGGAUUUUGGAACUGCCCUUGCGUUCCCAUGAGGGAAAGGAAGGAAUGUCACUGCAUGCUCUUCCUCACUCCAGAGAACGAUUUUGCUGGCAAAGACCAAACGAUCUCUGCGGACGAAAUCAAGGACCUCACGGCGAGCCUCGGAUGAUCAUAUCACGCAUGAAUGUAGUGUCAGUCUCAUAAACGAUGCCGUACAUGCGAAUAUUUUAUAAUUAGAUUCCGGUACGGCACUGGACGCCAAAGAUUAUACCGUC
Messenger RNA from Selaginella moellendorffii, 609 nucleotides. Its product is annotated as ferredoxin-thioredoxin reductase catalytic chain, chloroplastic. NCBI's taxonomy places the organism in Eukaryota, Viridiplantae, Streptophyta, Lycopodiopsida, Selaginellales, Selaginellaceae. The transcript has 6 exons. Gene Ontology annotation, molecular function: oxidoreductase activity, acting on iron-sulfur proteins as donors. Bases 54 to 503 code for a protein of 149 amino acids. The record is from RefSeq and is a predicted model, not a curated record.